AUGGUUAUGCUCACUGACGAUGCCCGGGAUCCGCGCCAAAUGCCCACUCGCGACAAUAUGCUCAAAGCGAUGGAAUGGCUGGUCCGCGGUGCUCAGCCACACGAUUCUCUAUUUUUCCAUUUCAUCUAUCCCAUGGAUUUCCAGGAUUCUGGCCAUAUUGUUGAUGACCUGAUCCACGACGUCAUGGUAAAGCCCCUCCCUCCCGGUUGUCGCCUGACUGCUAUUUUUGAUUCUUGCCACUCUGGUUCGGCUCUCGGAAAGAUCAAAGAACCUAAUCUCGCAGCUGAAGCAGGUCAAGGUCUCCUUUCCGCCGUCUCAUCCUACGCUCGUGGUGAUAUGGGAGGCGUAUUUUCUUCGGUCACUGGACUGCUUAAGACAGCUACCGGCAGCUCUCAAAAGGCUGAACGGUACGCCAGGGCGACUAAGACAAGCCCAGCUGAUUGUAUUUCUUGGAGUGGCUGCAAGGACUCGCAAACUAGUGCAGACACGCAGGAAGCGGGCAGGGCAACGGGCGCCAUGAGCUAUGCAUUUAUCACUGCACUCAGCCAGAACCCCCAGCAGAGCUACCAACAACUCCUUGGUUCCCUCAGGGAAAUUCUUCGGGCCAAGUAUAGCCAGCAGCCUCAGUUGUCCAGCUCACAUCCCAUGGAUACUAGCCUCCUCUUCAUCGCAUAA
Molecule: messenger RNA, 675 nt
Organism: Serpula lacrymans var. lacrymans S7.9
Lineage: Eukaryota; Fungi; Basidiomycota; Agaricomycetes; Boletales; Serpulaceae
Exons: 12
Coding region: 1-675 (224 amino acids)
Biological process (GO): proteolysis
Molecular function (GO): cysteine-type endopeptidase activity
Source: RefSeq, a predicted model, not a curated record